UUCAACUUUGGCCGAUGUGCGAUAUACAAGUCAAGGUCAUUUCUGGCGUUGUCCAAGGUUGUUGUAAUUUACGUUUCCGGAUCUGACCUAAGGUGGUUUCAUAUCAAAUGUCCAAUCGUAUUUACUCUGCGUUGUAUUCCAAAAUAGCAAAUCCACAAAAUUCUUCAGAAGAUUCUGCUUUAUUACCUGAACCAUUACUCAGUUUUUUGAAGUCAAGUAAUACCGACGGAUCACAGAACUCUACUAAGGAAUUCAUAACUACCGCUGAAAUCGAGACACAAGGUCGUCUUACGUCUUGGUUUUAUCAAGCUGAUGCUGACCCUUUAAUGCCUAAAGGCAUGUCUCGACAGCAGCGUCUUAUGGGGUUUUUCUUGUGUCUUCUUUCAGCGUCUUUAUGUCUCUGUUUGGCGAUGGUUUUUUUGCCAGUUAUUGCAACACCUUUUGGUAUGCGUAAAUACGUACUGUUGCACACACUUGGUAGUAUUUUAUUAAUUGGAAGUUUUUCAUUUCUCUUGGGCCCGUGCAAUCACAUUAAAAGCUUAUUUAGCACUGAGCGACUGUUUUUUACUCUAAGUUAUUUAGUCAGCUUAUUUGGUGGUUUAUAUGCUGUGGUUGUUUGGCAGAGUGCUAUAUUUUCAGCUUUGGCUCUGAUCUCCCAAAUUUGUUUAGUUGUAUGGCAAAUUAUUGCCACUGUACCUGGAGGUAGAAUUGGCUUAAAAACUCUAUUACGUGGUAGUUUGUGGACAGUAAAAGGAAUUUCUAAAAGUCUUCCUGUUUAGUUAUUUUUGCGUUAUAUGUUACUCCCUGUAGAAAAGGGCUGAGAUAUUUUUCUGCCAUUCUGUCGAGGUGGAUUAUGCUGGCCUCAUCACUAGAUUUUAUUGAUUUUCUAAAGACGGUUUGAAUAAUAAUUUGUUUAUACGCAAUAUCA
This is a messenger RNA of Schistosoma rodhaini, 928 nucleotides long. The record is from the annotation of a GenBank genome assembly. NCBI's taxonomy places the organism in Eukaryota, Metazoa, Platyhelminthes, Trematoda, Strigeidida, Schistosomatidae.